AUGGGAAAAUGGUCGAAUUCCACAAUCCCCCCCGUCGUGACGAUAUUCUUAGCCAAGACCGAGUUGGUGGUCGCCAUGGCCAUGAUUCUCGAUCCCACUCGCCUUGCAUCUGUGCCCGCGAGCCCCGCUCCCGAGAAUGACACUCCGCCCUCCCACGCGGUCACCGUCGCCCCUGCGGUGGAACGGCGCCUGGGUCGUCGCGGCGUGGCGUUUAUCGGCCCAGCAUGUCAUUUGCUUGCCUUUGCCGUCAUCUCAACACGUCCCCCCUUCCCAGUGCUGGUGAUAAUGUACAUCUUUGUCGGACUGGGUAGCGGGAAAGGCUCGUAAUGAGAUCGGUCGACCGAGUAUACUAGACAUCGGGCAACGCCCACAUCUCGGGGUCGGGCUCAACGUUCUGAUGCAAAGGCCGAAACGACCGUUACGAUACGUGGUGUUUCGGUCCGAUACACGGCUUUAGAGGAGAAAAGUUUAAACUGAUCCUCGGCGCGAGGGCAUGACAAGUUGAGGGAUGUCUGCUGACCAGAAGAUUGGAUUGCAGGCAGAAGAAAGCAAGCAAGGGAAAAACAAUUGGAUCCCGUUUGUGGAUACCCCAGAUCAUAGUUUCUUUUUGUUUUUUUUUCUAAAUUGAAGAAAUGUAGCGAAAUACCUUGACCGUCAAAUG
Messenger RNA from Aspergillus uvarum CBS 121591, 661 nucleotides. RefSeq lists its product as uncharacterized. The record is from RefSeq and is a predicted model, not a curated record. The transcript is spliced from 3 exons. NCBI's taxonomy places the organism in Eukaryota, Fungi, Ascomycota, Eurotiomycetes, Eurotiales, Aspergillaceae. Gene Ontology annotation, cellular component: membrane. Bases 1 to 327 code for a protein of 108 amino acids.